ACAAUCCUCCUCUAUACCCUUCACACGACCUCUUGACACCAACGGACUUCCUACCACAUUCUCUGACCUUCAGACGCUCCCAUUCUCCUCACCUUUCUUUAUUCUCCACUUCACCGUCGUCGGCCUCUACCCCUCAGUAUACUCAUUCUCAUAACGCCACACAUAUCAAAAUGAGCGAGUGGGACUCUGUUACGCGCAUUGGAACCAAGCACAGGGCUGGUGGCACCCCCCGCGAGACUGUCGUUAAGGGCAAGAGCGCACUCAACGCUGCUCAACGACAAGGCUUGGUUAUCGGAACAGAAAAGAAAUACGCUGCUGGUAAUACUGCCGGCCGUGCAUCUGCCGUUGAGGGUCAGCAUCUGACUAAAGUCGACCGCAGCGACGAUAUCGUGAAGCCCAAGACCAUUGGCCAAGAAGUUGCCGACGCCAUCAAGAAGCGUCGGAACGAGGAUCCCUACAAGAUGACCCAGAAGGAACUCGCCACCAAGUGUAACACCACAGUCUCGGUCAUCCAGGACUUCGAGAGGGGUACUGCCACACCAGAUCAGAAGGUUCUCAGCGCUAUGGAGCGAGUUCUGAAUGUCAAGCUACGGGGCAAUGACAUUGGGAAGGAAAAAUUCCCCAAGAAGAAGUAAAUUCUGUCAGGGGGUGAGCCCAGUACUUUUUCUUAGGGGAAAUGGAAGGAUGAAAGAGAAAACCAAAAACCAAAUAUAAUAAAACGGGGGAGGAUCUUUUCCAUUUCUUUCAUUCUUUGCAUGUCGAGCUUUGUUCCUUGGUCAUGAAUGAUUUUUGGUCUUUGUCUUUUCGACGAUGAGUUAAAUUUGAUGAAAUUCUUCGCUGGUCGAGAAGUGUUGGCCUGGCAUCGAUACGAUUUCCUUUCUUGUUUUCUGGGAUGAUAGAGAUGAGAGCAUUGGAAAAUAAAUAAACAAAUGAAAAACUAAAUAAUAGAACUAUCGUGGGCCUGUAUGAGGUCAUCGAAAUUAACACUGUUGAUGUAUACAUUCUUAGUUUGACUAACAACUCUAUUAAG
Monascus purpureus is the source of this 1030-nucleotide messenger RNA. The record is from the annotation of a GenBank genome assembly. Lineage: Eukaryota; Fungi; Ascomycota; Eurotiomycetes; Eurotiales; Aspergillaceae.